CAAUGUGGUUGUGAGAUUUGUAAACAAUUUGGUUGGCAUGGGAGUAACCCUAAAGUUUUCAAUGUUUUGGCUUGUGAGGUUAUUUCUGCUAUGGGGAGCCACCAUGUCAUCGGCUGCCAUGGAUGGUUUCCAACAACAAAUCUUGAAAGAGUGCAAGUUCACUAGAUAUCCUACCCUUUGUGUUCAAACCUUGAUGAAAUUUGAGAGUACAGGACAUAAUAAUAAACAUGUCCAUAUUAUGUCUGCUCUCAUUAACAUGACCAUUUCCGAAACCAAAUUGCCCCCGUCAUACUUCGCCAAAUUUACCUCCCAAUUUCUUGAUCUCCAAGAAUCUCAACGUGUUCGUGAUGUCACAGAUUAUUGUGAAGAGCUUAUGAGUAUGUCUCGGAAACGACUAGAGAAAUCACUAUUAGCUAUGAAAGAAUCUCCAAAGAAAAACAAAUGUGACAUCCAAACAUGGCUGAGCGCUGCCUUAACUUUCCAGCAAACUUGUAAAGAGUCCGUGGAGGGCCUCAAGCUCUCCGGUGAGCUUAAUGAAAAGAUAUCCCAAAAAAUGGAGUAUCUUUCUCAACUGGGGAGUAACCCUUUGGCCCUUAUCAACAGGAUUACUAGUAAUUCAAGAGAGAAAAAUAAUGAUCGCCUUCUGAACGAGGAACAAUUUUUUCCCGACUGGGUAUCCGCAAAAGAUCGAAAACUGCUUCAGGUCCCGACCAUAAAGGCAAAUGCGGUUGUGGCAAAAGAUGGAACGGGCAACUAUAAAACCGUAUCAGAAGCUAUUAAUGCUGCUUCUGGAAAUCGGUUUGUGAUUUAUGUGAAGGCAGGAGUUUAUAAUGAGAAAAUUCGCACAAACAAAGAUGGUAUCACCUUGAUUGGAGAUGGCAAAUACUCAACUAUUAUUACUGGCAGUAGUAGUGUAGCUGGAGGCUCUUCCAUGCCUGGUUCCGCCACAUUCACAAUCACUGGUGAUGGAUUCAUUGCACGCGAUAUCGGAUUCCAAAACACGGCAGGGCCCCAUGGAGAACAAGCUUUAGCUCUUAACGUAGGCUCCGAUCAUUCAGUCUUUUUCAGGUGCAGCAUUGUGGGCUACCAGGACACUUUAUACGCACUUGCUCUUCGACAAUUCUAUCGCGAUACUGACAUCUACGGCACCGUAGACUUCAUAUUCGGAAACGCCGCUGCAGUUUUCCAGAACUGUUACAUUGUCCUUCGCCGCCCGACAGGAGAGUAUAAUGUAAUUCUUGCCCAAGGAAGAACCGACCCUGGACAAAACACCGGCUUCUCUUUACAGAAUUGUAAAAUUACAGUUGGCUCAGAUUUUUCCCCAGUGAAGCAUAACUAUAACUCGUAUCUUGGGAGGCCCUGGAAACAAUAUUCAAGGUCAGUUGUGAUGCAAUCGACCCUGGAUGAAGCUAUCUCAUCGGGAGGUUGGAUUGAGUGGCCUGGAGAAGGAGGUUAUGGGAAAACUCUUUACUUUGCAGAGUUUUCUAAUGUAGGCCCUGGAGCUUCAACUUUCAAGAGAGUUAAUUGGCCUGGUUUUCAUGUUAUUGGAGCUGAUGAAGCUGUCAAAUUCACUGUUGGGAAAUUCAUUGCUGGAUCAACAUGGCUGCCUUCAACCGGUGUAACUUUCAUCUCCGGCCUAGGGUAAUUUGACAUAUUCAUGAAAGGAAGUAUAUAAAUAAUCAGGCAUCAGGGUGUUUUUAGUUACAGUACAAGAAAUUAAUGUAAAAAUUCUGGUUUGCAAAAUAUUGGGAAUUACGUAUUGUGUAAUACAGGUUUCUGAAAUUCUGUAUAGUUUAAACUUCAAUCCUCUUGUAAUGAAUAACUGAGAACAAAAAAAGAAGUUUCUCGCCUUAUAAUUUUA
Pistacia vera is the source of this 1861-nucleotide messenger RNA. RefSeq names its product pectinesterase. Gene Ontology annotation, molecular function: pectinesterase inhibitor activity; pectinesterase activity. The coding region runs from base 38 to 1645 and encodes 535 amino acids. Gene Ontology annotation, biological process: cell wall modification. NCBI's taxonomy places the organism in Eukaryota, Viridiplantae, Streptophyta, Magnoliopsida, Sapindales, Anacardiaceae. The record is from RefSeq and is a predicted model, not a curated record. The transcript is spliced from 3 exons.